Messenger RNA from Haliotis rufescens (red abalone), 4114 nucleotides. RefSeq names its product intraflagellar transport protein 46 homolog. NCBI's taxonomy places the organism in Eukaryota, Metazoa, Mollusca, Gastropoda, Lepetellida, Haliotidae. Gene Ontology annotation, biological process: cilium assembly; intraciliary transport. The transcript has 13 exons. The record is from RefSeq and is a predicted model, not a curated record. Gene Ontology annotation, cellular component: motile cilium; intraciliary transport particle B; centrosome. The coding region runs from base 32 to 1282 and encodes 416 amino acids.
CAUGAUUCCGUGAGAAAUUCUUCAACACAAGAUGGCGUUCCAGGGGGAUAUUUCGGAUGAGGAAAUGGACCGUGAGGCUAAGAUUCAUCAAAACCAGCCAUAUGACGAGUCCCUGGAUGUUCCGGAUGCUGAGGAGAUCGCCAGCACAUACUCCCCGACCCCAAGGAUUCCCAACCCUGCAGCUCGAUCUAAACAAGCUCUGGGUCUCUCUGCUCCCAAAUCUAAUUUACAGAAGCCAGACAGGGGACACAGCCGAGGAGAUUCCCCUCCCACCUCUAACUUGUCUGAGGACGAUGAUGAUGAUGAUGAUGAUGAGGAUGAUUUUAACGAGCCUGGCAACCAUCCAGGUGGUCUUCUGACCGGUGGACCUCCCAAACCCAAGCCGCUGAAUGGUCGACCUCCUCCUCCUCAACAGUUCGGGGGGCCAGGAGGUGGACAACAGAAACAGUUCAACUCUGAGGAGGACGAUGAUGAUGAUGACGAGGAUGAAGAAGGAUCAUCUGGGGAGGACGAUGAAGAAGAGGGCCAUCCUCCAGUUGAGGGAGCAUAUGACCCCAACGACUACGAGAGUCUGGUGGUGAACCCUGAGAUCAAGGAGCUGUUCCAGUACAUCACCCGCUACACUCCGCAGUCGAUCGAGUUGGACCACAAACUGAGGCCCUUCAUCCCCGACUUCAUCCCUGCUGUGGGAGACAUUGAUGCAUUUAUCAAGAUCGCCCGGCCUGAUGGCAAGCCUGACACACUGGGUCUGACGGUGCUUGAUGAGCCCUGUGCCAAACAGUCCGACCCCACCGUGCUGGAUCUGCAGCUCAGAGCCAUCUCGAAACAGACGACAGCCAAACAGCUGGUUGUGAAGAGUCUGGAGAAUGCUGACCGCAACCCCAAACACAUCGAGAACUGGGUGGAGAGUAUCAGAGAACUACAUCGGUCCAAGCCACCGCCCAACGUCCACUACUCCAAGAACAUGCCCGACAUCGACACACUGAUGCAGGAGUGGCCGCCUGAGUUUGAGGAGCUGCUGAAGGAGGUUGGUCUCCCGACGGCGGAACUCGACUGUGACCUGGGCCAGUACGUGGAGAUCGUGUGCUCCAUGCUGGACAUCCCUAUCUACCGUAACAGCACCCACCAGAACGAGAAGAUACAGGCCCUGCAUGUUCUCUUCACCCUGUACUCGGAGUUCAAGAACUCACAGCAUUUCCGCACCCUGGCUGAGGAGAAUCGCCUGGAUAAUUCCUUCAAGCCUGAGGACCACACAGACGACCAGGAGAGACUGAUUCUAUAGCAUCUACCAACACACAACACAACGGGGUACAGAGGAGGGUUUUGGACCUGCUGAAACAAUGUUUAACUUUGAAUUACAUGCCUCAUGUACCAAGAUUUUGGUUGGGAGGCAAUUUUGUAACGUGCUGAAUGUCAUCAAAUUCAGUUAAAUUGGUACUUUCGAUUUUUUUUUUAAAAAUGGCUUGUUGCCAUGGUGAGCCACGGAUGUACCAGGGGAUGCUGAAACACAUUCAUAGCGAAGAUUAGGCCGUGAAGUGUUAACCAAAUGUUUCUCAUUAUGGGUCCAGUAGUUUCAAACAUCACAUGUAUAUUUGUUCAGUGCAGUGUUUAUUGGUUGACUUUUUCCGCCAUGAUAUCUGGUUUUAAUAUCAGAAUGAUGAAAGUCAAGGUUGCCAUGUUUUUUCAGUGAAAGAGUUAUCUUCCCUUUCCUGGCCUAAAACAUGCAGACAUCGUUGCUGAUAAGAUCGAACUGUGUUCCUGCCUGAUGUUUAACAUGGCCUGGUAGCGUGGCUGUCAUCCCUUGAUGAGAAACAUUUGCUGACUUCUUGUGUAAUCACACGAUACUGUUGUGCCUUGUAUGUGUACGAGUGAAGACAGGAUUGACUGUAGGACCUUGUCUCCGUUGAUGGGCACAGCUUUCAGUGCCACCCUGAUGUUGAUGAAGUCUGCUGGACUAAUACACAGACAUAAUAAAAAAUUCUUUAUUCAUGGUUGAAUUAUCCACCUCAAAAGAAGUCAUCUGACAUCACACAUUAUGUAUAGUAAUAUGUCAUUCUUAACUUCUUUUGAGAAGUCUACCAUUACAGUAACUAUAGUAAUAUGAAAGAAUCGGAUUGUCCUUAACAUAUUUCAGUAGUAUAUCAAUAGUAUGAAAUAAUUGGGUUGUUCUUAACUUAUUUGAGUAGAGUAUUACAGUAGAACAUGGAUAUAACGAACUACAAGGGACCAGAGAAAUCAGUUCUUUAUAUCUGUUGUUCGUUAUAUAUGUUUUCGCUCGGAAACGUCCGCCAUCUUAGAUAAAACAUAACACAAUACACGUUACUGCAGCAUUGACUUGUAUUAGCAGUGAUCACUUCAUAGCAUUCAAUUGAUAACAUUUUAUAACAUUCCUUUGAUAACAUUAAGUUCAUAACAUUUUUCGAACAUUGUUAUCAAAUUCCUCUUACUAUUGCCCGCCACGAUAGUAUAUGACACUUGGACACAAUUUCGUAAAAUUUAUAUGUUUAAUGUUUGUUUUACAGACAAGAUUACAUGUACAGGUAAGAUUAACACAAUGCAAGGUUGAUCCGUCACCGCUGAUUGUGUUGAUUUGUGGUGCCGAUUAACCGCAGAUCACUGAGUGAGAUUUCUCAGUUCGCUCUACACGUCACUAAUUAGUGGUAAAUGGGCCUUGCCGGUGAUCAGAUAUCAGUUCACUAUAUCCAUAGUUCGCUGUAGAGAGUGCGUCAUGUACGUAAGUUUUAUAUGAUGAUAUAUAGGACAUAAAUCGGGGAUUUUUUGCAGUUCGUUGUAUCCGUUUUUUCACUCUAUCUGUGUUUGUUAUAUCCGUGUUCUACUGUAGUAAUAUCGAAGAAUCGGGUUGUCCUUGACUUCUUUUGAGUAGUAUGUGUUACGAAACAUAAGAAAACAAAGGAGCCAAUGCCAUGCAAAACUACUGUUUUUUUAGAAUCGUCAUUAACCUAACAAUCCGGACAAUAGGAUCUGAUUAGGUUUUUCUUGUAUAUAUUUGUUAACGGUAUGAAAUCCUAGUAUUGUGACUUGUUAUGUACAGUGCGUUACCGUCAGUGUACUGUUUUACUUGGGCCAGAAUAUCAUUGACUGUGAUGUUAACAGACACCCAGCAGCAAGAAAUCGCUGUUGUGAUGUACCGCUUGUAGUGAGUGGUACUCGAUGUUUGACACUGCUGACAGUAACUCCACUACUGUCGAACACCUACAAGAUGACCACGCAUUCAGUCAUCACCAAUCGGUGGGACUCUACAUUCCUCAACUCACACGCCGUCAUUGUUUCUACAUAGCCAUUGUAACAGACAAGUGUUAUUCUAUAUCAGCCCUGAUCAUGUAUCCUUCAUCACACGGCUGUUCAUCAGUACUAGAGGUUGAGGAGUCAUCGUUACAAAUUAAGAGGAGUUUCGUGCUUGAGGUUUGGCUCAAAUAUUUUAAGCUAGCAAACCACUAAGUGUUUAAUAUUAAGAUAAUUGCAAGGAAUCCAUCCUUAAUUUCAAAUCCAGAUUGAUAUGGAAUUUGAUCUUGAAACAUGCGCCAGAUGUUGCAUACUAUUUAUACAUUGAUGAAGAUGAAGGAAUAGUAUUCUACUCAAAAGAAGUUAAGGAAUGUCCAGUUCUUUUAUGAAAGCAUAGACUAUAAUGGCAUGACAGAUUCACUAUAGUUAUCUGAAAGAAGCAGUUGGCCCUUAAUUUCUUUUGAGUAGUAUAUUCAUCAGCGUUAGAAAUUGGCACUAGUCCUGUAGUCCUUCCCAAACUGCCCAAUGGUUAAGGUAUCCUACGGACUAGUAGAAAUUGGCCCGUUUUAAGGGUUUUGCUAUAUGUUAUCAUUAUAAGGACUAGUGGACAAAAACUGUUAGUUUCUAACCCUGUUCAUGUAUGUUACAAAUGUGUGGAGAACCUCCACAGAAGUCCAUUCCGUCCAUGUUGUUCAGAGCUGUUGUUGAUGGUUAUUAGUGAAGACAAGAGAUCUGUGUGUGGACAGUCUUGUGAAGAUCAGAUCAGAGAUAACACAGCUGCUCAUUGUUGUGUGUGGCUCCCUACCCAUGUUUAAUGACAACUGUUUUACUUGUACAGAUGGAAAUAUGUGAAUAAAAAUAUUUAUUGGAA